Pecten maximus is the source of this 819-nucleotide messenger RNA. RefSeq names its product putative nuclease HARBI1. NCBI's taxonomy places the organism in Eukaryota, Metazoa, Mollusca, Bivalvia, Pectinida, Pectinidae. Bases 1 to 819 code for a protein of 272 amino acids. The record is from RefSeq and is a predicted model, not a curated record. The transcript is spliced from 2 exons.
AUGGCUGACACAGGAUUCAGCAGAGAAGACCUCUCCAUGUUUAUGUACAUAUUUGAGGAAUUGUUUGAUAAUACUGAGGAAGAAAGAUUUAAAAGAGACAUAAUUUGCUUUCUGGCAUAUGCUGAUGAAAAGUGGCCAAGUAACGAGGAAAUGGACAACAUAGCCAUGAAAUUUAAUGACAUGGGUACUUAUGAAUUUUCAGGCAUUAUAGGAGCAGUAGACGGAACACAUGUCAGGAUCGAACCACCCUCAGAAAACCCACAAGCCUACUUCAAUCGCAAAAAAUUCCAUUCCCUAAUCUUGCAGGGUGUAUGUACAAGUGAUAUGAAAUUAAUUCAUGUAAACAUAGGGUGGCCUGGGAGAGUCCACGAUGCAAAGGUCUUAAGAAAUUCUGAUCUUUGGAAUACAGGUUUUGAAAAAUGUCGGUAUGGUCGUUUCCAUAUUCUAGGUGAUGGUGCCUACCCAAUCAAAGUAUGGUUACUAACUCCCUACAGAGAUACAGGACAUCUCACAAGAAAUCAAACCAAGUUCAACAAGAGUCUUUCGUCAAAGCGUCAAGUGAUAGAAAGAGCCUUUGGCUUGCUUAAAGGUCGCUUUAGACGUCUAAAAUAUAUUAACAAGAGAUCAAUUGUAAACAUGUGCACAGUUAUUCAGUCAGCAUGUAUUCUUCACAAUAUGUGCAUUUGUAACGGAGAAGAUCUGGCAGAAUUUCUUGAAACAGACGUCAAUGAUGAUGAUGAUGAUGUCCAUGUUGUCCAAUUUGGCGAGAAUGAUGCAGAAGGAACCCUUAAAAGGAUCAACAUGACAAACAGACUAUAG